Amorphotheca resinae ATCC 22711 is the source of this 1626-nucleotide messenger RNA. RefSeq lists its product as hypothetical. NCBI's taxonomy places the organism in Eukaryota, Fungi, Ascomycota, Leotiomycetes, Helotiales, Amorphothecaceae. The coding region runs from base 1 to 1626 and encodes 541 amino acids. The transcript has 4 exons. Gene Ontology annotation, biological process: transmembrane transport. Gene Ontology annotation, molecular function: transmembrane transporter activity. Gene Ontology annotation, cellular component: membrane. The record is from RefSeq and is a predicted model, not a curated record.
AUGACGACCCUUGAACUGCCCUUCGACGACGAGCAGUCGGAUGAAGAUGCUCCCCUCCUCCUAGGCCCACAGCCAACAGUCUCGCGAUUCCGUGCCUCAAUUUUCCACCAAAUCAACUCCCCGCGCAUUAUAACCUUUAUCCUCUUCAUUAUCAUAUUCAUGCUCGCAUCUGGUGGAUCUCUUAUGGCCAUACCUGCAUUGCGAUUCUACGAAGAUGUCAUCUGCCAUCAUUACUAUGCCGAUCUACAAGGAGAGGGGCAUAUUUGGUUGGGGGGUGAUAUAGACGAGGACAUGUGCAAAGGGGAGGAGGUUCAGAAUCAGCUAAACAUUCUAGUAGCAGGAAUCCAGUUCUUGAAUGCUGGAAUAGGCUUGUUCGUAACAGUGCCGUACGGGCUCCUAGCUGAUAGAAUCGGCCGGAAACUUGUUCUUAUUCUUUCUAUAUGCGGUAUGUUUAUCGGGGGAUGUUGGAAUCUCUCGAUACUGUAUUUCUGGAGAGUCCUUCCAAUACGUCUGCUUUGGCUUUCUCCUCUUUCCAGUUUACUAGGUGGUGGUGAUGCUGUUUGCAGUAUGGUGUUCUACGCCAUUGGAUGUGAUAUCACAACUGAGGCUAACAGAGCCAAUUUAUUUCUGUUAGGCCGGUGUGCAGGACUCCUGGCAGAGCUUAUUGCUCCUCCAGUUGCAUCUGCUCUCAUGCCACGCUCACUGUGGAUUCCACUAUUGCUUGGAAUGACCUUAAUGGGAUUGGCAGUAUUACCUGCAACCCUUAUUCCUGAAACUCUGCACCUACGUGUCUCAAGAAUGGCCGAAACGUCUCUUGGCCUGUCAUCUGAGCCAAGACUACCUCUGGACAAAGCGACAGCAUUUUUCACUGCCAUUAAAACACGAGCAGUCGAAGGGCUAAAGACUGUCCACGCUUCUGCCUCUGUCCUUCAUUCUCUCCCUGUUCUAUUACUUCUAAUCACGUUUAUUGUCAACCCUUUUGCACGUCAAUCGAUCGAACUGGCUCUCCUCUAUAUAUCCAAGCGCUUUUCUUGGGAACUUUCCCAGGUCGGAUUUCUUUUGUCCCUCCGCGCCUUUGUCAAUUUUAUCCUUCUUUUAAUAAUUGUUCCCGCUGUUUCCCAUUAUAUGACAGAAGGUCUCUACCUGUCUCCAACAGCAAAGGAUUUAUUCCUCGCCCGGGCCUCCGCCAUAUUACUGGUCGUUGGCGCUCUGCUGAUUGCUGCAAGUUCCACUGUCGUAUUUACAAUUGUUGGUCUGGUUGUCUGGAGUCUAGGUACUGGAUUCGACGCAUUAUCGCGAUCUCUCAUCACAACUCUGGUAGACCGGGAGCAUAUAGCACAACUUUAUGCCGCCAUUUCCAUAGUUGAAACCGCAGGAGCACUUGCUGCAGGUCCCACUCUCGCCGGGUUGUACUCGUUAGGCCUGAAAUGGAAAGGUACAUGGACUGGACUGCCAUUCUUUGGUCUCGCGACCAUAUCCUUUGCGGGGGGGCUAGGAGUUUGGUGUUUCGGGUUCCUCAUGAAGAAGCAAGCAAGGCAAGACAUGCCUUAUGGGGAUGAAGACGGGGAGGCCACCUUAGGGGAAACUCUGUUCUCAGAGGGGAUACAAGGGAACCGGGCAUUAUAA